AUGAAUUCAAUAUAUAAUCAUGGUUUAAAGCAAACCCAAACAAUAACCAAAGAUUUGACUCAAUUUGAAAAAAAUCUAUCCACAUCACCAUUAUCAUUACAAGGUGCCAUCACAACAUCAUUAACUGCAUUCAGGAAAACUAUCAAAGAAUAUAAUGAUUUAUUGGAAAAAAAUGUUAAUGAUACAUCUUAUACUAAACAUGAAAAUAGAUUGAAUAAAUUCAAUCAAGAUUUAAAUGAAUUCACUUUAAAAUUUGAUAAUUUGAAAAAGCAACGUGAUAUUCAAGUUCAAGAAUCUAAUAAACAAGAAUUAUUAGGUAGAAGACACAUAUCAACAACAGGAGCAGCAUCGGCAUCGGCAUCGGCAUCGGCAUCAUCAGAUAAUCCAUAUGAUUCUAAUUCAACUCAACAACAAUUACAAGAAGAUCAAAAUACCAUGUCUUAUAGGGAAGGAUUAUAUCAUGAAAAAAAUUCUUUAGAAAGAGGAUCAGAACAAUUAGAUCGAAUUCUAGAAAUGGGACAACAAGCUUUUGAAGAUAUUGUUGAACAAAAUGAAAUAUUAAGAAAAGUUCAAACUAAAUUUGAAGAGAGUUUAAUCACUUUAGGAGUAAGUCAAGGAACUAUACGAAGUGUGGAAAGAAGAGCAAAACAAGAUAAAUGGUUGUUUUGGUUUUGUGUGGUUAUAAUGUUAGUAAUGUUUUAUUACAUUGUGAAAUUGUUCAGGUAA
Messenger RNA from Candida dubliniensis CD36, 726 nucleotides. RefSeq lists its product as uncharacterized. Lineage: Eukaryota; Fungi; Ascomycota; Pichiomycetes; Serinales; Debaryomycetaceae. The record is from RefSeq and is a predicted model, not a curated record. The coding region runs from base 1 to 726 and encodes 241 amino acids. Gene Ontology annotation, cellular component: endoplasmic reticulum membrane; ER to Golgi transport vesicle membrane; Golgi apparatus. Gene Ontology annotation, biological process: vesicle fusion; endoplasmic reticulum to Golgi vesicle-mediated transport. The transcript has a single exon. Gene Ontology annotation, molecular function: SNAP receptor activity; SNARE binding.